This is a messenger RNA of Lampris incognitus (smalleye Pacific opah), 2770 nucleotides long. RefSeq names its product cyclin dependent kinase 8 (gene cdk8). Gene Ontology annotation, biological process: protein phosphorylation. Lineage: Eukaryota; Metazoa; Chordata; Actinopteri; Lampriformes; Lampridae. The transcript is spliced from 13 exons. Bases 276 to 1679 code for a protein of 467 amino acids. Gene Ontology annotation, cellular component: mediator complex; nucleus. Gene Ontology annotation, molecular function: ATP binding; RNA polymerase II CTD heptapeptide repeat kinase activity; cyclin-dependent protein serine/threonine kinase activity. The record is from RefSeq and is a predicted model, not a curated record.
GUGCGCUCACAACCGGCCGUCGUCCCCCCCCACCCCACCCCCGAGAACGGCGCGUCCUCCCCCGGGGCCACCGCAAACCCGCCCGGAAAACUCGAUGUGGAAGCUGGGCUAGGGGAGAAGGCCACGCCAGGGCAGGCAACUCACUAGCAAGGGGGGGGAAAUCGCCAAGCGGAGCUCGUUGAAGUAGCCCAGUUGCCUCCCCCCCGAGCGGCGCUUCGGAAGAGGGGACGGGAGACGACGAAAGCGAUCGGGCCCCGCACGGCACGGCGGAAAACAUGGACUAUGACUUCAAAGUGAAGCUGACGGGCGAGCGGGAGCGAGUCGAGGACCUGUUCGAGUACGAGGGCUGCAAAGUGGGGAGAGGCACCUACGGACAUGUGUACAAAGCCAAGAGAAAAGACGGAAAGGAUGAUAAGGACUACGCCCUCAAGCAGAUUGAAGGCACUGGCAUCUCUAUGUCUGCCUGCAGAGAGAUUGCACUGCUGCGGGAGCUGAAACACCCCAAUGUCAUCUCGCUGCAGAAAGUGUUUCUGUCACACGCAGACCGGAAAGUAUGGCUGCUGUUUGACUACGCCGAGCAUGACCUUUGGCACAUUAUCAAGUUCCACAGAGCGUCCAAGGCCAACAAGAAGCCCCUGCAGCUUCCCAGGGGAAUGGUCAAGUCUCUGCUCUACCAGAUCCUGGACGGCAUCCAUUACCUCCACGCCAACUGGGUCCUGCACAGAGAUCUUAAACCAGCCAACAUUUUAGUGAUGGGGGAAGGGCCAGAGAGGGGUAGAGUAAAGAUUGCGGACAUGGGCUUUGCACGACUCUUCAAUUCACCACUGAAGCCUUUAGCCGAUCUGGACCCGGUGGUGGUCACUUUCUGGUACAGAGCACCUGAACUACUGCUUGGGGCCCGGCACUACACCAAAGCCAUUGACAUCUGGGCGAUUGGCUGCAUCUUCGCCGAGCUGUUGACGUCUGAGCCCAUUUUCCACUGUCGCCAGGAGGACAUCAAAACCAGUAACCCUUACCAUCACGACCAACUGGACCGCAUCUUCAACGUCAUGGGCUUUCCGGCUGAUAAGGAUUGGGAGGACAUCAAGAAGAUGCCAGAACACUCAACUCUGAUGAAAGACUUCAGGAGGAACACAUACACAAACUGCAGCCUUAUAAAAUACAUGGAAAAACACAAAGUGAAACCAGACAGCAAAGCAUUCCACUUGCUUCAGAAGCUGCUGACCAUGGACCCUAUCCGUAGAAUCACAUCUGAACAGGCAAUGCAGGACCCUUACUUCCUGGAGGAGCCCCUGCCCACCUCAGAUGUGUUUGCAGGCUGCCAGAUUCCCUACCCCAAGAGAGAGUUCUUGACAGAGGAGGAGCCAGAGGACAAGGCAGACAAAGUAAGAAAUAAAAACCAGCAGCAGCAACAGGGGAACAACCACACCAACGGGGCAGGGCAUACCGGCAACCCUGAAAACAGUCACGCCCAGGGCCCGCCUCUGAAGAAAGUGCGAGUGGUCCCGCCCACCACUACCUCAGGUGGCCUCAUUAUGACCUCAGACUACCAGCGCUCCAAUCCACAUGCUGCCUACCAAAACCCGGGACCAAGCACAUCACUGCCCCAAAGCAGCAUGGGAUACUCCUCUACCUCCCAGCAGCCGCCUCAGUACUCCCACCAGACCCACCGCUACUGAGACUACACACACACACACACACACACACACACACACACACACACACACACACGCAUACACACACACACACCCACCCCUCUCUUUUUCUCACCAUGCCCCACCUGGGAGAAUGUACUGAGGGAUGUGGGGGAUGUGUCCAUGGCAACAGUUCUCCCCCUCUCCCGCUACUCUUCACCCCCAGAAAGGGCACCUUCCAUGCAGCAGUCUGUAAAGCCAGAACGGGAACUGUCCACGCGUCGUCGAGAUAACGCACCAUAACCCCAGCAUUAGAAACACCGCUACACACGUCAAAACCCGGCGAGUGGAGCUGAAGGCGGGGCAACGAGGAGAAGCGGGGUGGGGGGGGGGGGGGGAGAGCAGACGUGCGAGCAUUGCUUCCCCGCCUGGUUGGUUUUCCAGUCUAGAAUUACCGCCGUCUUACGGCCGUGGGAGGAGAAUCUAACUUGUUUUCAGUGCUGCAGCAGGAGUCGAGGGCGGGUUAAGGGGAAGUGUGAUCAGUCUGCUCUGCCCUCCGUUGUCCUAUCCCUCCCCCCUCCACCUGUGUCUCCACCUCCACCAGCCCCCCCCAACGUCAGCUCCCCUCUUCCUGUUGAAACUUGGAUGAGAUUAAAAGCUGCUAUGUGACUGCCAGCAAUGACAGAGUCCCUGUCCGUCUGUCCUGUCUGUUUUUUUCCGUCUCGUCCGUCCGUUUUGUGUGUGUGUGUGUGUGGCCCCCCCGAGGGCCUUUUAGCUGAGGACCGAACUGAGCUGCUGUGAAGCAUGCUGGGAGGAUGUGGAGCCCCCGCAGCUACGGCGUCGAGGGUUUGAUUCAGAAAGGACAACUACAAAAAAAAAAAAACACAAAAAAAAAAACAUUACAAAAGAAGAUUUUAGUAGUUUAUAAUUUAAUCCGUUUUCAUGGUUUUGUUUUCAUGGCAAGGGUGGCAAAGCAGCUGGCGCUAGCUGAGACCUCAGCUGUCGUGUGCUGGCGGCAUGCCUUAGAUCUUCGUGACAGAACCGAGCAGUGGCGUGGAGGAUGACAGGUGAAACAUGCAUUGUACUGUAUUGUAAUGAAAUAUUUUACAUGACGCAAGUAUCCUGACAAUAAAAGU